This is a messenger RNA of Gossypium arboreum, 804 nucleotides long. RefSeq lists its product as uncharacterized. The transcript is spliced from 2 exons. Bases 1 to 804 code for a protein of 267 amino acids. The record is from RefSeq and is a predicted model, not a curated record. NCBI's taxonomy places the organism in Eukaryota, Viridiplantae, Streptophyta, Magnoliopsida, Malvales, Malvaceae.
AUGGCCUGUGACACUCCAAAGCAAGCCUGGGAGAGGCUCAAGGAAGAGUUUCUGAGGUCAGACAAAACUAGGCAGCAGCAGUUGAUCAACCUCAGGAAGGACUUUGAGAAUUUAAAGAUGAGAGUGUCUGAAACCAUUAAGCAGUACUCUGAUAGAAUAAUGGCCACAGUCAACAACAUUAGGCUCCUUAGAGAUGAUUUCAGUAAGAGUAGAAUUAUUGAGAAGGUCAUUACAAUCCUUCCUGAAAAAUUUGAGUCAAAAAUCUCCUCAUUGGAGGACUCAAGAGACUUAUCAACCAUUUCACUGUCAGAGUUGAUAAAUGCUCUGUAUGCACUAGAGAAAAAAAGGGCCAAUAGGCUGGAAGAGCAUCCAGAAGGAGCUUUCCAAGCAAAAACCAAAGAAAGCUUAGAUUCGAGCUACAAAGGAAAGAAACCAUGGCUUAACAAAAGGGAGAAAUCAAAUAGGGAUGUUGGGAAGAAAAGAAGGGACUGGUUAGUAGACAGUGGCUACACUCAUCAUAUGGCAUCUGAUGAAGGGUUAUUCAAAGAUCUUGAUAGCAGCUUUGUUUCCAAAGUUAAGAUUGGAAAUGGAAAUCUCAUUGAAGCCAGAGGUAGAGGCAAUGUUGUAAUUAGCACACAUUUAGGUAACAAAACAAUUUCAGAUGUCUUUUUUGUACCUGAUAUAAACCAAAAUCUUCUUAGUGUUGGCCAGUUAAUAAUGAAGGGUUAUUCACUUAUUUUCAAGAAUAACUCCUGUAUUAUUGAGGACUCACUUGGUCAAGAACUAGUCAGUAGCCAUGACUGA